AGUUGGGAUCAACGACCUGCGCACUUCCUGAGGGCUUGGUGAUAACAGUCUCCUGCACUACGAAGCGAGUUCAUCAUCUCCAGGGUAUCUUCUGGUUAUCUGGCUUCACUUAACCUAACAGCCGAGAUCUCACUAAACUGAACUACGAAGCUGGUUAUCAACUCGAGCUUUAAGAUGCUUCCCCAGAGGACCGGACUGUCCCUUCAGUCUCCACUCAGACCCAUCAGUGUUUUGGUUUUCCAUCUUCUCCUAACACACUCUUGUAGAGGUCAGUCUCAGUUGAUUGGUCUAUCUCAGCCAAUAGUAGCAUUAGUUGGCGAUGACAUCAUUUUGCCAUGCCAUCUGGAACCUGCAGUGGAUGUUUCUGCCAUGACGUUGGAGUGGACGAGACCCGACCUGAACUCUAUAGCUGUCUUUGUGUGGCGUGCUGGCAAGGACCUCGUACAUGUUAAAGAUCCAUCCUACACAGGAAGAACAUCACUGUUCACUGAUGGACUGAAGAACGGAAACAUUUCACUGAAACUCUCCAAAGUGAAACUUUCUGAUGAGGGGAGAUACAAAUGCUAUGUUCCAGACCUGAGUAAAGGAUCUUUGGUUGAGCUUGUUGUUGGUUCUGUCUCCUCACCGGUCAUCACUUUAGCAGGGAUCGAUGAAGCCACCACAGGAGUGAUGUUAGACUGCAGGUCUGAAGGCUGGUAUCCAGAGCCUGAGGUGUUGUGGCUGGACGGUGAGGGAAACCUCCUCUCUGCUGGACCUCCAGAGACAGUCAGAGGUCCUGAUGACCUCUAUACUGUCAGCAGCAGAGUGACUGUGGAGAAGAGACACAGCAACAGCUUCACCUGUAGAGUCCAACAGAAGAACACCAACCAGACCAGAGAGACACACAUCCAGGUUGCAGAUGAUUUCUUUAACGUCCAGUCCAGUUCUGUUCCCGUCAUCACUGGUUUGGCUGUUAGUUUGGCUGUUUGCAUCAUCAUGUUUAUUCUGUUUCUUCUCUUUGUUGUGUGGAAAUGGAGACUAAACAGAAUCAAGACCAAGAGAAGCUGCAGGGAUCAAACUGAUGAAGGAGAAAAGAAAAAACACUCUAAAACUAAUAAAAGUGAAGAUCAGUGUGUCACUGUAGAAAGAGAGAGAGAACAGCUCAUGACAGGUGAAACGGUGGAAAUGGAGGCUCUGAAGGGAAACAAGCAGAAGAAGAUCAAACAUUUUAAGAAGAAGAGAUCUGAGCAGCAGCUCCAGGAGGAGCAGAAGGAGGUUCAGACCCUGAAAGAGGAGCUGGAGACCAAGAAGAUUGAGAGAGAAACUAAAGGAGCUGAGCUGCAGCAGCUCCAUGAAGAGAAGAAGAGGAACGAGAACAAGCUGCAGAGCCUGAAGGAAGAGCUGGAGAAGAAGAACAAAGAGCUGGAGAGAAUUAUAAACGCCCCUAGCAGGUCUAUCAUUUAUUCUUUGAGUCCCAGUCGGGAAGAACAUCAGAAGAAGGAAGAAGUGGAGACACUGAAGGAGAAGUUGGAGAACCAACAGAAGGAAUCAGACACCAACAUUCAGGAGUUUAAAGACAAAGAAGCUGAAGUCCAGCAGCUUCAGGAUCAGAUUCAGAGGAUGGAGACCAACCUGCAGACCCUGAUGGAGUCCAACAACAUGGAGUUGGAAAGAAGCCGAGCCGCUCCAGUCCGUUCUUCCUCCUCUGGGUUUAAGUGGCAGAUUGUCUCCAGACAGAAGAUCCAGGAUGAGCAGCAGAGGAGACACGAUGCUCAGAACAGAGUUCAGAUCCUGGAGGAGGAGCUGCAGACUAACAUCAGGGAGCUGGAAGACAAACAAGAAGCAGCUGAUGCACAGAUGAAGAAGAUUAAUGAAGAGCUGAAGGAGACAAAACAUCAACUGAAGAACAAGAAUGAAGAGAUCAUCCAGCUGAAUAGAGAACUGGAGGACAAACAAGCAGUUAACACACAGUGGAAGAAGAGUAAUGAAGAGCUGAAUAAGACAAAACAUCAACUGGAUAUCAAGAAUGGAGAGAUCAGCCAGCUGAAGAGAGAGUUUAAGAAACAGCUCUGUGAUCAGCAGCAGAAACACGAUGGAGAACUGAAGGAGCUGACGAACAAGAUUGAGAAGCAGCUCCAGGAGGAGAAGACUAAAAGGGAGGAAGCUGAGACAGAAGUGGAGAACCUAAAGAAAGAGAUGCAGACCAAGCUGAAGGACAAACAACAAGCAGAUAAAAUACAGUUGAAGACUAAUGAAGAGCUGAAGAAGACAAAACAUCACCUGAAGAUGAAGGAUGAAGAGAACAUCCAGCUGAAGAAAAAUAUUGAGAAGCAGCUCCAGGAGGAGAAGACCAAAAGGGAGGAAGCUGAGAAAGAAGUGGAGAACCUAAAGAAAGAGAUGCAGACCAAGCUGGAGGACAAACAACAAGCAGAUAAAAUACAGUUGAAGACUAAUGAAGAGCUGAAGGAGACAAAACAUCAACUGGAUAUCAAGAAUGGAGAGAUCAGCCAGCUGAAGAGAGAAAUCUGGGAUCAGAAGCUGAGACACGAUGGAGAACUGAAGGAGCAGACGACCAAGAUUGAGAAGCAGCUCCAGGAGGAGAAGACCAAAAUGAAGGAAGCUGAGAAAGAAGUGGAGAACCUAAAGAAAGAGAUGCAGACCAAGCUGGAGGACAAACAACAAGCAGAUAAAAUACAGUUGAAGACUAAUGAAGAGCUGAAGGAGACAAAACAUCAACUGGAGCUCACGACUGGAGAGAUCAGCCAGCUGAAGAAAAAAAUCCGUGAUCAGCAGCAGAGACACGAUGGAGAACUGAACAAGUUUGAGAAGAAGCUCCAAGAGGAGAAGACUAAAAUGAAGGAAGCUGAGAAAGAAGUGGAGAAACUAAAGAAAGAGAUGGAGGACAAGAGCAGCUCAGCCAGUCAGAGCUCAAACACAGAACUUCCCAUUGUCGUUGAGGUCAACCAACAGGGCAAUUAUAUCCGUCUCAUAAACACGGUCCCUAAGGACCAACGACUGGGAGGCUGGAGGUUAGAAAUGGAGGUCAACGAAAAAAUCAUCUCAUACACAUUUAAGUCAUCAUUCAAACUCAAGUCUAGACGCACCGUCACUAUGUCUGGCACAGGUUGUAACCCUUAUGAUCCCACUGAGCUUCAGUCAUGGAAGGAAUUGACACCCUGGAACUCUAGAGACCAACUGAUGUUCACCCUCAUCAGCAACACUAACGUCCGACAUCAACUCAUGUUUUACUCACUGAAAGAUUAUAAUUAGCCAUCUGUCACACUUUUUUUAGCUUCUCUUACCUUUUAGCUCCUUUUAACUACAACAGGAAAGAGGAGAAAACGUUACCAUCCGUAACACCAGAAUGGAUUCUGAAUGGUAAAUAGUGAUGUAAACAUUAAACAUCAGAACAACAUGACUCAGUACUGAAAAUCAACUCUUCAUUAAUGAACUGUUAAAGACAAAUGAUGAAAUAAAUUCAACUCAAUAACAACAUGUGAGCUAAUACAACUCAGGAACUUUCAUUUAGUAUGUUUACUGGAUUGAAUAUUUAUAUUAGAUCUUCACAGAUCUUUGAAAUUCUAUGUGCAUUGUUUGUAAUUCAAUUCAUACUAAUAAUAUGUAAUUCCCUACUCCAUGUUCUGUAAUGAAGAGAUAAAAAAA
Molecule: messenger RNA, 3642 nt
Organism: Sebastes umbrosus (honeycomb rockfish)
Lineage: Eukaryota; Metazoa; Chordata; Actinopteri; Perciformes; Sebastidae
Product: golgin subfamily A member 6-like protein 22
Exons: 27
Coding region: 175-3249 (1024 amino acids)
Source: RefSeq, a predicted model, not a curated record